AAUCUAUCAUCUUCCCGUAGAACAUUUAUCACUUAAGAUUGAACGAAAUGUAAAAGCUGUUAGUAUGGGAAAAAAGGAAUAUUUUUUUCAAGAAAUUGUUGAUGAGGAUCAAACAACGUCCACCGAUCAAAUAGAAACCACGACAGAAAGACAUUUCAAAUGA
Molecule: messenger RNA, 163 nt
Organism: Racocetra persica
Lineage: Eukaryota; Fungi; Glomeromycota; Glomeromycetes; Diversisporales; Gigasporaceae
Source: the annotation of a GenBank genome assembly